Molecule: messenger RNA, 372 nt
Organism: Meleagris gallopavo (turkey)
Lineage: Eukaryota; Metazoa; Chordata; Aves; Galliformes; Phasianidae
Source: RefSeq, a predicted model, not a curated record
UAAUGAAAGUCUAUGAAGAUUUUUUCCUUUACAAAGAAGGAAUCUAUAGACACUCCUACAAAGCAGGAUCCAAAUGGAAAACACACUCAGUGAAACUCCUUGGGUGGGGAUCAUUACCUGGCAAAAAUGGACAAAAACAGAAGUUCUGGAUUGCAGCAAAUUCAUGGGGAAAAUACUGGGGAGAAAAUGGCUAUUUUAGGAUUCUACGUGGACAAAAUGAAUGCGAUAUUGAGAAGUUGAUUUUAACUACUUUGGGAUAGCCACUGCCUUUUACCUGAAGUAUUAUACUGUAUGGUGCUUUGUGUAUCUAUUCUUCCAUUGUUGUACAACAAGUCUUUCUAGAGAAAUAAAAAAUUCAUCUCUUAUGUUAUA